Episyrphus balteatus (marmalade hoverfly) is the source of this 3030-nucleotide messenger RNA. RefSeq names its product prominin-2 (gene prom). Bases 133 to 2856 code for a protein of 907 amino acids. The transcript is spliced from 15 exons. Lineage: Eukaryota; Metazoa; Arthropoda; Insecta; Diptera; Syrphidae. Gene Ontology annotation, cellular component: membrane. The record is from RefSeq and is a predicted model, not a curated record.
CACAAAUGGCCUGUUAAUGCAGCAUGCAACACACAAAUUAAAUAAAUAUUUUUACUGGAUACAUUAAUUAAGGAAUCUUAUAGGAUUAUAAUCAACAAUUUUUAAAAGCUUACCCUUUGACUUAAACCAGCCAUGGAUUUUAAUAUAACUACUUUUACAUAUAGCAUUCCGGGCAUGGACAUAGGUCCGGGACCGUUUCUUUUUACCUACGUUAGUGACUUUUUAUCAUUUAUCACACCUGAAGACUUACCACUUGAAUUAGUCAGAGAUGCACUUUACUCGAAUCUAACCCUCAUAGAAUUAACGACGAAUGCGAUAAAAAUAGAAUCUGGAUUUAUAGCGCUUAUGAGCAUAUUUGCGGUUAUAGCAUUUAUACCAUUUGGAGCGGCAGUUGCGUGGUGCUGUGGGCGGAAUUCAACAGCAGAAGGACUAAGUAAUCGUGUGGAUCCAUUGAUGGCAUUAGAUCAGUCUGAGGAAAAUUCAUUGUUAUGCAGAAAAAGGGCUUCCAUUGUAACAAUGCUCUUCUUUUUUAUUAUUUUAGCAUUAAGUGAUUUUUGCAUUUUCUACGCCAAUAGUCGGUUAGCUACAACAGUCGAGAUGACACCGGAAAUGGUAAAAUCUACCGUUCACGAUAUGGGAAUCUUCCUGAAGGAUACCCACUUGCAAAUUAAACACAAACUGGAUAAUGGCUUUCAUGCAGGCAUCGAGAAGGUUAUUAAGGAUUUAGAAGAUGUAGAUGUUCUAUUGGGAGAACCCAUUCGAAUGGAAGUAUCAGCAAGCACUGGCAUCGAAUUGGCUUAUGACUCCUUACACGGGAUAAGCAUUGCUAAUACUGAGCUCAUAAAUCGUGUACUUUUGCUUCAAGAGACUGUCGGUCGUGCCUUGAAAAUCUCACAAGAGGCUUCCGCGCGAAUGGAAGAACUCCAAAUACAAUUAUCUGUGCUGCAACGGCAAUGCACGUUUCGUGACAGACCACUUUGCGAUACAUUGAGGAUACGAAGCUUUGAAGAAAAUGGAAUUAUUGAUGCACUCAAAACGUUACAAGAGGACCAGACUAUAUUCCGGAUGCGCUAUUUGGGUGAAUUGGAAUUUGGAUCGACAGUGAAGAAUCUAUCAUCAGAAGUGGCGAUAUCAAAGUCGAUAUUUGGCAAUUUUCCAUUGCAAGUCAAACAUGAUACUGUUUAUCAGCGGAAUGAUACUCUUGAGCAAUUGGAACGCAUUAAAGAUAAAACAACAGCUAAUGCCCACAUGUUGACAACAACAAUAGUCGCAAUGCUUGAUCGACUUAGCGGAACUUGGGAGUCGUUGCGACCCCAAUAUGAAAUUGUUCAAAGUUAUUCAAACACAUACUGGACUAUUGGAUGGUUUUCGGCCUUGCUCAUAAUAUGGGUGCUAGUUUUUAUGCUGAUGGGUUUUUGUUGUCUAUUGUGCAAUGCAAAUGGCAAGGCUGGGGUUUUAUUGGUCAUAUGUGUGUUCAUAAUUUGUAUUGGCAGUUUUGGUAUAAUGAUCUUUGGUAUAGCAACAUUAGCCAUUGGUGGUAAUGGUGAAGUGUUCUUAUGUCGGCCAUUAUUUGAAGGAAGAGAAUAUAAAAUGUUGGGCAAGUUAUUUGAUAAACCGGGCUUUGUUUAUGCCAAAGAACCACAGACGGGAAUUAUUGGAGAGUUGUUGCGGCCGGCAGGAGAGAAUAGGUCAAUUGUUAAUGUGACAUUGGCAAAUGCUUUGAGAGGCUGUGAACACAAUCAAGCAUCGUACAAUGUCUUUCAAUUGGAUGAGUUUGUCAAUACAACACAGAUGGUAGAUUUAAGACAAUUUCCCAAGGUGAAUGCAGCAAUAAGCUCGAUUCGAGUAUCCGAACGCACUUUGCUAUCCUUGACACAGACAAUACAGAGUAUCUUAGAAAAUAUGUUGCACACAUCGGAUUUCAAUUUGACAUCGUAUCGCAGUAGUGUUAGUGCACCAACGCCCGAAAAGGAUUUGGCAACAUUUAUUGAUCAAAUGCAAAGGGUGGCAUUACAGAUUCAGGAUGUAGCAACAUCAUCCCGAAUGACAACCCUUGGAAGUCGAUCAAAGCGUUUGCAAGCAUCAAUUUUACAACCAUUGGAGCAAUUACAAAAUGAAAUCCUUUACCAUUUGACUGCGUUAGAACUACAAAGAGAUCCUUGGGCUAAGCAGGUCAAUCAAACGCUCAAUCAUUUACGAAAUAUUCAGGGAUAUCUGGAAAAGACUGCCUUAGAGAUAUGCAGUAAUCAAACGACAGUUUAUACAAAAAGACUUAAAGCAUAUCUAACUAGCAACAAAGCAACAAUGUCCUCACAGUUGGGUGAUUCGACGGCACAGUGUCGCCCACUAUUUGAUAUAUUUGAUGCGAAUCGAAAUUUUCUAUGUCGCAAUGCUGUUGAUUACUUAAAUGCCCUCUGGUUCUUCACAUUUAUAUGCUUGCUGUUGUGGUCGAUUGGUGUUCCAAUUGGAUUAAAUAUGAUUUCAUUGCAAAGGAAAUUGAAAGAGUUCAGCCGAGUUCAGGGCAACACAAGCCAUUUGUAUGGGUAUUCUAGUAAUAUACCGAUAACAACUAGAACAACCAGAUCAACUAGACCAGCACCUCAAUUGACUAGAACACCAACUCUUGAAACUAUGAGAUCUGAGGAUUCAAAUUGGGGAACUUCAAGGUCACGUGCACGACAAACUCCACCUUCAGGAGCACCACCACCGCCACCAACAAUGCAUCCACCUCCAACACCACCAAUGACCAGGCACGAUAGUGUUCGUAGUGUACGGUGGGAAACACAAGAAGAAAUGGUAUUCGAAGAUGUCGAUUCACCGAACCCCAUGUACAUGAUGAGAGAUAAUUUAAUAUAAUUUAUAAUUUAAUUUAUUAUAUAGUUUUAUAGUUGACAAUGUUUUUUUCUUUUGAUUUUUAUUAUUUUCUUUUCUUAUUGUUAAUAAUAUUUUUUUAUUUUAUUUAAUUUUAAAUUUAGAUUAAUUGAAGAGCAUUUUAAAGGUAAUUUAAGUUUUAAACGAAUUUAAUUUAGA